Drosophila willistoni is the source of this 1654-nucleotide messenger RNA. RefSeq lists its product as uncharacterized. The transcript is spliced from 5 exons. NCBI's taxonomy places the organism in Eukaryota, Metazoa, Arthropoda, Insecta, Diptera, Drosophilidae. The record is from RefSeq and is a predicted model, not a curated record. The coding region runs from base 280 to 1392 and encodes 370 amino acids.
AAAGCGAACGCAUACAUAUCAGCGAAAAUAUAUAUAUUGGACAUUUACCUUGUUGGUGUUGUUGAUAUUCAAAGUAGAGAUUCCAUUAUCGCCCAGUUAUCGAAACAGAACGCAAACCAACAACAAAAAACUAAACGCAAAAUUAAUUGGCGCAUGUUACGUUUUUGCCUAUUUGGUGUCCGGGUCGAUUUUUAGUUGCCAAACGGUCGUCGUUUCGUUACGGCGCGUGAGAAAAUCAAAUCGAUCCAAAUCGAACAAAAGCCAACCGAUCAGCUCAAAAUGUACGGGGCCACGGGCGGCACGGCCAUUAAGAAUUUCCCAUCAUUGCGAACGGCCGUACUAUGGGCCGGAAUACUUGGCGUGAUUCAAUCAGUCAUCUGGAUUGGUCUUACGAUAACAUCCAUAUUGGCAUAUUGUUGCAUUCUGUAUAUAGCGCCGGAAUUGAAUUUUGGCACCAUGAUGAAGUAUGUGUUCUUUAAAGUAUACUUCCACACGGACUACUGCAAAAUGCCACUCGAUUAUUAUCAAAACUUCAAUUAUACAUUCUUGAAUGAGGUCCAAACGGUCUUCGAUCCCACACAAUUACUGAUCUGGGAUUCCGUAUAUUUGGGUGUAGCUGUUUGCUGGUUUAUUGUCUCCAUUGCGCUAUUCCUGUUUGUGCGUAAAGACAAUGUGAAGCAAACUCUGGCAGCCAUCUAUACUUGGGGCUUUUUUAUACUAAUCAUUUGUGCGAUGGAUGUAACCGCUGGAGUUAUUUUUGGUGUGGAUUUUGGUCGGUUCCAUGCAGCUGCUUCAAUAUAUAAUGCCAACGAUAUGAAUGCAGGAGAAAUUUAUCCAAUGGCAUCCACCCUAAUGGCAGGCGGAGUGGCUGCCAUUGCCAUGAUGAUAAUAUCCUUUAAAGGUUUCAUUUUAUGGUUCAUCAAUUUCGGCCUCUUGAUCUAUUUACUAAUACGAGCUGUUCGCAUUGCCACCGAUAAGGAUGGAACGGAUACUUUGUUCAAUCCACGCAAGGAUUCCAAUGAUAUACUGACCACCAGACCCCCCAUACGCGCCUAUGAGGAAGAAGAGAGAGUGGAAAUCCGUGGCUAUAGCAAUGAUGUAUUCGUACCGGAUAGAAGCUCUACUGCGGAAACGAUUGAAGUCAAUGAGGAGGCCAUUGUACGGGCAGCACAUUUGUCACGCGACGCCAAUCUAUUGGAUCGCCGUUUUCGUAAUAUUGAUGCAUUUCAACAGUAUCCGGCCCCAAAGAAUCAGCCACCACCUGCACGCCAGGCAUCACAGGCUCCAGUGCAGCAGGAAACCAUCCUGGUGGCCACCAAUGGCUAUCCCAUGCCGGACUAUUCGCCGCAAUUGAGUCCCAAUGGCAAUUUGCGCCAUCAUCAAUACCAAUAGAAAACAAAUAGUAUUGUUUUUGUUUACACAUAUUUAAUAUUAUUAUUAUAAUUGUUUUUUUUUUUUUUGCCCAUAAUAUAAUUCUCAAAUAGUAUUGUAUAUCCCAACCAACCCACCUGCCCGCCUUCUACGAUCAGCCGUAUUCCAAAGAAAAAAUUUAAAGUUUACACUAAUAUAUACAUAUAUAUAUUUUUUUUUUACAAGCUAAUAACAAAAUAAAUAUGCAAUUUGCACUUGUAAAUAUGUAUACUAUAUACUAUAA